Perca fluviatilis (European perch) is the source of this 7317-nucleotide messenger RNA. RefSeq names its product potassium voltage-gated channel, subfamily H (eag-related), member 1a (gene kcnh1a). NCBI's taxonomy places the organism in Eukaryota, Metazoa, Chordata, Actinopteri, Perciformes, Percidae. The record is from RefSeq and is a predicted model, not a curated record. Gene Ontology annotation, molecular function: delayed rectifier potassium channel activity. Gene Ontology annotation, biological process: potassium ion transmembrane transport; regulation of membrane potential. The coding region runs from base 131 to 3076 and encodes 981 amino acids. The transcript has 14 exons. Gene Ontology annotation, cellular component: membrane.
GAUGAGCACACCAGACAAACAGCUCCUACUAAGACAUCCAAGCAGCUUCUCAGAGCCGGAGAGACCAUGAAGACAAACGGAAGAUCGAGGAGUAGAGAUUCACCUGCAGACGACUGAGUGAAGAGGCAGGAUGGCGGGGGGUCGGAGGGGACUUGUGGCCCCACAGAAUACUUUUUUGGAGAAUAUUGUCAGACGGUCGAACGUUUGGACACUGUCACAUAGACAGACAGAUACCAACUUUGUCCUGGGAAACGCUCAGAUAGUAGACUGGCCCAUCGUCUACAGCAAUGAUGGUUUCUGCAAGUUGUCGGGCUACCACAGAGCAGAGGUGAUGCAGAAAAGCAGCACCUGCAGCUUUAUGUACGGGGAGCUCACGGACAAGGACACAACGGAAAAAGUGCGACUAACAUUCGAGAAUUAUGAGAUGAACUCAUUUGAAAUACUGAUGUACAAGAAGAACAGGACGCCUGUUUGGUUUUUUGUGAAGAUUGCUCCCAUUCGAAAUGAACAAGAGAAAGUGGUCCUGUUUCUUUGCACGUUUAGUGACAUCACAGCCUUUAAACAGCCAAUUGAAGACGAUUCUUCAAAAGGCUGGGGAAAGUUUGCCCGACUGACUCGAGCUCUAACAAGCAGUAGAGGAGUCUUACAACAGCUGCAGCCCACAGUUCACAAAGGAGAGAAUGUCCACAAGCACUCCCGCUUAGCUGAGGUACUGCAGCUCGGCUCAGAUAUCCUACCUCAAUACAAACAGGAGACCCCCAAAACCCCUCCCCACAUCAUCCUGCACUACUGCCUCUUCAAGACCACAUGGGACUGGGUCAUCCUCAUCCUCACCUUCUACACAGCCAUCAUGGUGCCCUACAACGUCUCCUUCAAGACGAAGCAGAACAAUGUGACGUGGCUGGUGGUGGACAGCAUUGUGGAUGUCAUCUUCCUGGUGGACAUCGUUUUGAACUUCCACACCACGUUCGUCGGACCCGCCGGCGAGGUCAUCUCAGACCCCAAGCUGAUCCGCAUGAACUACCUGAAGACCUGGUUUGUUAUCGACCUGCUGUCCUGCCUGCCGUACGAUGUCAUCAACGCCUUCGAGAAUGUAGAUGAGAAUUGGAACCACCGAGCUGUCACUCAAGGGAUCAGCAGUCUGUUCAGCUCACUUAAGGUGGUCAGGCUUCUCCGUCUGGGUCGGGUUGCCCGUAAACUGGAUCACUACAUCGAGUACGGGGCGGCUGUACUAGUCCUGCUGGUGUGUGUUUUUGGACUGGCCGCUCACUGGCUGGCUUGCAUUUGGUUCAGCAUCGGUGAUUAUGAGGUUAUCGAUGAAGAAACAAACAUCGUGCGCAUGGACAGUUGGCUCUACAUCCUGGCUGAGACGGCGGGCACACCGUACCGCUUCAACGUCAGUUUAGGCAAGUGGGAGGGCGGGCCCAACAAAGACUCUGUUUACAUCACUUCCUUGUACUUCACCAUGACCAGCCUGACGAGCAUAGGCUUCGGCAACAUCGCCCCUACGACAGACUGUGAGAAAAUCUUUGCAGUGGCCAUGAUGAUGAUUGGAUCUCUUCUUUAUGCCACCAUCUUUGGUAAUGUGACAACAAUCUUCCAGCAGAUGUACGCCAACACAAAUCGUUACCAUGAGAUGAUUAACAGCGUCCGGGACUUCCUCAAGCUCUACCAGGUGCCCAAGGGCUUGAGUGAAAGAGUUAUGGAUUACAUUGCCUCCACCUGGUCCAUGUCACGGGGUAUAGACACUGAAAAGGUGUUGCAGAUUUGUCCAAAGGACAUGAGAGCAGAUAUUUGUGUUCAUCUUAACCGGAAGGUUUUUAAAGAGCACCCGGCGUUCCGGCUGGCCAGCGAUGGGUGCCUCAGAGCGCUGGCCAUGGAGUUUCAGACGAUCCACUGCGCCCCUGGCGACCUGAUCUACCACGCUGGUGAAAGUGUGGACAGCCUCUGUUUUGUGGUGUCUGGAUCACUGGAGGUCAUUCAGGAUGACGAGGUGGUGGCCAUUUUAGGUAAGGGAGAUGUGUUUGGGGAUGUUUUCUGGAAAGAAGUGACUCUCGCUCAAGCCUGCGCCAACGUCCGAGCUCUGACCUACUGCGACCUCCACGUCAUUAAACGUGACGCCCUGCAGAAGGUGCUGGAGUUCUACACAGCGUUUUCCAACCACUUCUCAAGAAAUCUGCUGCUUACUUACAACCUGCGAAAGAGGAUCGUCUUCCGAAAGAUCAGUGAUGUGAAACGAGAGGAAGAGGAGCGGCAGCGACGUAAAAAUGAAGCCCCUCUAAAUUUGCCACCAGAUCAUCCGGUACGAAAACUCUUCCAGCGCUUUCGACAGCAGAAGGAAGCCCGCCUGGUGACCGACAAACCAGAACUAGAUGACCUUGAUAUCGAGAAGGGCCCUAUGUACGUGGACAUCCCGAUAACUACAACAGCCAUCGCAACGACCAGCAUCGUCACAGUGACGGAAAGCCCAGCAACACCCUCAUCUUCAAGGCCUUCAUCUUCAACAUCUCCCAACUGUACUCCCUCAAACAAGGCGAAGCUGCAGGUCCCAACUCCUGUUUCUCUGGUGGGGGGCCGGGCAGCCGAACCCGUCAAAGUCAAAGGCUGGGGUCGCUUCAAGGAGUCCAUGGCCAAAGCCGACAACUGGAACAAAGUGUCUAAAGCUGAAUCCAUGGAGACAUUACCUGAACGGACCAAGGCGCAUGAGUCACAGAUGUCUCUAAAGAAGACAGACUCAUGUGACAGCGGUAUCACCAAAAGUGACCUGCGCCUGGACAAAGUGUGCGAAUUCCGCAUAACGCCCCAGGACCGCAGUCCCGUCCAGCCUCCAGAGACCAAGCACGCCUUCUACCCCAUCCAAGAGCAAACGCUUCAGGCCUCGCUUCAGGAGCUCAAGCUGGAGCUGAAGGACGACCUCAAGAACCUGAAUGUUCGAAUGUCCGGCCUGGAGGCGCAACUCACAGAAGCACUUCAACUCCUCAAAGUGAGGAGAACAAGUGCUGGCUCUCCGCAGCCUCUUUUUGACAUUUCUAGACCUGCUUCACCAGAACUGGACAAAGAGGACAUUUUCUCUUGAAGAGUGGAAGGUUAACUGAUCAGGUUAACUGUGAACUCAGAUGGAAUCCAGUAAUAUCCACAUUACUUGGAGAGCUGAGUCUGCACUGGGCACACCAUUUAUAUUAGGCAACAGUGUGGUCUUGAAGACGCACCGGUCUUUAUCCUAGGGGUGUAGCGGUUGGCUAACAAGGGAAUGUCAUGUUGAGAAGUCGAGGUCGUAGCCCAGAUUCUGUUGUUGUAACAUUGAACCCUGGAAGGUUACAAAAACACUGACAGCUCUAUGUUUGUACAUAAGUUUGAUUUAUUUUUCCAUCACACUAUGAUGGAAAAAUAACUUGAGCGGUUUGAUUUUAUCUCGAUUUUGCGAGUGUCAACAGUACAAUACAUAUAUAAUACAUAGUUGUAUCUCUGUUGGGAAGAGAAUAGAAACAGCAUGACCCACUGGUUUGUUAUUGAAUCAUUUGUAAGAGAUUCUUUGCAUGUCACGUAAACUAGGCGUGUGACUCAAAUUGCAGAUGGUGCAUUUUUUAUUAAUUGAGGCCACACAGCGACUCAUUUGCAUUAUUUCACCAUGACGGUGGGAAAAGAUGGUUUGUCCAGAUGUUGAAACUGUCUCAGAGUAAUUUCCUCAAGCAAUUGAUGAACUCUUCUUUUUAUAUCAAUUGCCAGGAUUGUUAUGAAUAAUACAACUGAUAACUCAACAAGCAUUCAGAGUUCAGCAGUGUGUAUAAUUCCUAUAAACCAUGGAUGGGCUUGAUGAAAAGGCAGCAGUGAGCAAUCUAUCCAUUGUUUCUGAUAUCUAGUAUUUGUUAUUCUCAUAAAUAAACACUACAACCACACACACAAUACAUAUAUUGUAUGAGAGCCGUGCAUUUUUAGUUUUGUUGAUGCAUAUUUAGGUGAUGCAGAUGGUACUGAUAUUGGCUGCGCCUCUUACGUUAUUUUAAAACAGUUGCACAAUAUUUCAAAAAUAAAAUUUAUAUAUAAUUAAAAUAAAAUUUCAAAGUGCAGGUUUGUUCACGUAAAUGGACCUUCAAUGGAACAUGCUUUAGAGAUGUAUGUUGCCUUUAAUGGACACUGAGGUACAUGUUUACAUGUGUUACCAGUUAGCAUGCUUGAAUUAAUCGUCUGUCUUCACAAGUUAACUAUUAAUAAAGGAAAACGAUGAUGAAAAUGUUAAGGCUAAGUGUUUGCAAUGCAGUUCUUGCUUUGCUUUAUUUGAGGCCAAUAUUUGGAGAAAAUAUCUACUUGCUAACACAAAACCCGAGAAUAGACAUCAGUCAACAGGAAGGAAAUGUGCUUUAGAGCAUUUUGUAGUAACGUUUAUUCAUUACAGAACCCUAAUGUCCACAGAAAAAGAUGCAUUUAACAUUAAGUAAAGCAGAGCCAUGAUCAUCAAGCAAUAAGUAUGCAUAUUUAUUUGCUACAGUAGAACUUUAAAACUAAUGAUUAAAACGUGACUAUUUUUUUUAAACCAUUGCAGUUUAGUAAAAUCCAGAACAAAUUUAUUGCAUGUCUUAGUCAUGAGCUUUACUGGUCUGCUUCUAUACAGUCUUUCACAUGGCAAAAAAUAGCCAUCAGUCUAUAUUAUUUAUUAUUCAUAUGGAAAAUUUAUGUUCCCUGCAUGCCUUUUCUCUUAUCAAGACUAAAGACAAGCUGAGAAGGACACAGCUGAGAGAGAAAAAAACGACAGGGUUUUUCUCUCAAACACAUUUUGUGGCUCCAUUUCCAUUAAAAAUGUAGCUUGCUUAAAAAUAAAUGGGCAUGUCAUCACAAAAGUGAGAACUCCUUUGGUUUAGAGCCAGUGUUUGUGGGUCUUUAUGGGUCUGCUUUCGCAAAGAGUUUUGAUCUUACAGAGGGAAAAGCACUAAAAUCAUCUGACUAUGACUUCUCUAUCACAGAGAAUUCAUGAAGCUGCUGCUUACACACAAGUUCAGAAAUCAAAAAGGAGGCUAAAAGAGGGCCGACAGUAUCUGAGGAAUUUAGUCACGUUUGUGAAACUCUAUCUAAACAUUAUGUAAUGAUAGACACAGCCUUUAUCUUUGACAUUUUUAAAUAUUAAAAAGGGAUUACAUUGAUAUUACACAAUCACUUCUUCAGUUAUUAUGAUUGAGACUGAUGGGGAACUUAGUUCAGGCACACUGACUUGUGAUAAAGACUGACAAAUGUCAAUUCAUUAUAUAACGCUAUUCAAAAGACUUGGUGGAGAUUACCACAUGACAAAUCCAAUAAUGUUAUGCAGUUAUAAUGUUUAUUGUUGUAAUUGCAACCAAGCUCUGUGUGUUUAUUAUUUGUAUUUAUUUUUUAUAAAUCAUCCCACACACACACACACACACACACACACACCUACCUACAUAUUAAGUAUCAAGGUAUUGCCGUAAAUAUUAAUGCUGGUUAAACUCUUAAAUGGAAACUUAUUUGUGUGUGUGUGGCUACUUUUAUGACAAUUGGGCGAGUUUGAGGCUCUUAUUUGACUACUUGGGAUCAGUCAAAUCUGUCAAAUUAAUACAUUACUAGAAGCUCAACCAAGUACACGUAAGGAGUGUGCAGCGCAUAAAUAGCAUGCAAAAAAAUAAUCUUAAGGGAUAGUUUGACAUUUAGGGAAAUAUGCUUAUUUGCUUUCUUGCCGAGAGUGAGAUGAUAAAUCUCAUGUUUUUACGUCAACUGCGGUGAUAGAGCCAGGAGUUGACUAGCUUAGCUUAGCUUAGCUAAGGAUAAAGACUGGAAGCAGAGCAAAACAGCCAGCCUGGCUCAAAGUUCAUAAGCGCCAACCAGGUAAUCUAAAGCUCAUUCAUUAAACCAUUUUAUCUCGCUUGUUUAGUCAGAAAUGUAAAACCAAUGAAUGGUUUUACUGGGAGUUAUGUGCCAGUAGGUGUUUUUGAACCUUCAACAGAGCCAGGCUAGCUGUUUCCCCAUGCUUCCAGUCUUUAUGCUAAGCUUAGCUAAUUGACUUCCAGCUCUAGCUCCAUAUAAUGCAGACAUGAGAGUGGCAUCAAUCUUCUCAUCUAACUCUCUGGAAAAAAAAGUGAAUGUGAAGUGAACAUGUCAAACUAUUAACUUUGUAGGCCAGUAAGUUUGUUUUCGAAUGUUUUCCUUAGAGAGAAAAAACGUGUUGGAACUGAAUUGAUGUCUUUGACUUUUUCUGAACACAAACUGGUGCUGGAAUAGUAUGAAUGACAGUUUGAGAUUACACUUUGAGUCACUGUUAUGUAGAGUUAAAGGUGUGAAUCUUUGAAUGUUACACAUCAGUUUAAUCACAAACUGUUUAAAACAAAUUCAAACAAGUAUUUUCUUUUUUUUAGCUCUUACUUUAAAUAAUACUAACAACAAUGAGGUGCUGUUUGUCAUUUUAUUUAUUAUGUGAUUCAACCAUACUAAACCUGCAUGGAAAAUAAUAUUUAUUUUCUUCAACAGAUGACAAUUGAAUUGUUUUCAUUGAAGUUACUUACGGUGGAAUAUUUUCAUUUCAGCCCAAAUAAACUGCUGUUUCACUUCACCAGUGACAUAUUUGGUAACAGUUGUAAAGUAUAUUUUAAACUUAUUUUGAAUAACACAAACUAUGAAUCUUAAACUUUAAUUUGUUUUUGUUGAAAGUACUGUAUUCUUUUAGUUUCUUUACAGUUACAGUACCUAAUGGGAACAGAAGAAUUGAUUUUUUUUCAUAUUAAAAUCAGUAAGAUCAAAUCUGUUUCAGCUACAAAUCUGACUUUGUGCCACUAAUUGAAUGCAGCCCGACAACAAAGAUAUGGCAUGUGGAGGGGGUAUCACCUACGCCUGUUUCAAGAGGCUGAAUUUUUUACCAACACCAUACAUAUGUGUUACUAAAUGGGAUGUAGAUGCACUCUAAAACUUAGACAGGAUUCUUGAAAGCAAUAUGUAGUGUCUGUGCUGUAACAGUGUUUUUUUUAAUUGCUACUGAGAAGCAUGCAACACUGUGCCUUCAUAAUAUUGCCCCAUGCUCCUUUUUCAGGCCUGCAGUGAGAUACAUCUAAAUUAAUCCUUUGAAACGAUUUGAACACAGAAGUAUUUUUGUGGUCAGCUCUAGAAAGCUGCCUAAUUAUAAAAACCUACACACACAUACAGUAUAUAUGCACACAUUAUAUUGCAAUGUUUAGAUUCUUAAGAAAGAGAAAAGUUUGAAUUUGGUGUAUGGUUUAUGUAAUAUGCACAUGCCUCUAUGUUCACACACGUCAAGUGAUGAGAAAUGUAACUAUUUCAAGCACAAUGGGAACUCUUUGUUAUGAACUGUGACAUACUGUA